AUGGACUUUGAUCCUCUAUCAUUAUUCACAGCUCCACCUGAAAGAGAAGAUGAAGUUAAUUAUAUAGAAAAGCUUCAAGAAAUCAAAUUUAAACAAGAAGUAAUUCAUAACCAAGAAACUACAAAAGAAUGCGAUGAGACCGAUGAAUCAGACGAUGAUUCUUAUCUUCAACCACUUCAUAUUCUUGAAUUCCCCAUCCUACAACUCAAGCCAACAUAUGAAGUCUUAAUAACUAUCCUUAAAUUACUUUCACUUGACGAAAUAUUCAAUUUUUCCAAUAGUCCUGACUCUACAUCCACCACCAACACUGAAGUUAUCAAUCCCUUGUCAAUAUUCGAAGAAAAGAACCUUGACAUAAUAACAAUAGACAUCGCAUUGGAAUGGCUUCUGAAAUAUUGUCCAAGAUUCAAUUCAUAUGAAAAACUAGCCCAUUUACCUCAUUUAUCAAACUCAUUAAAGAAGAACAAUACAACUGAAUAUAAUGCAUAUCUUACCCGAAUAAUAUCAAACCCGUUGAGUUGGAUACAUAACCAAGAUCAUAUUCAUGAAAUCCAUACUCAGGCUUCACUUCGUAUCUCUGAAAAUUGUGGUCGUACUGCCCAGCCUGAAAUCAUCCGAAAGAUUGUCAUACCGAAUUUAUCCAAACUUUUGAACAAUAAUGAAGAAUCAUAUAUAAGAUUGAAAGAGCCGAGUUUGACAAGUGAUAAUUUGGGUUUAAAGACAUGGGGAUCUUCUUUGAUCUUGAGUAAUCGAUUGAUUAAUAACGAUGACCAUCGGAAAUAUUUGCAUGGAAAUGUACUUGAAUUAGGGUCAGGUACUGGAUUAGUAGGGAUGAUUUGUUCAAUAUUGAAAUAUAAUACAAUUUUAACUGAUUUGAAAGAAAUUAUCCCCAAUCUUAAAACAAAUUUAAAACUAAAUAACCUUGAUGCAAAAGCUUAUGAAUUAGACUGGUCAAAUCCGAAAUCAUUCUUGGAUAUUCAUGGACAAGAUAAGAAAUUUGAUACGAUUGUGAUUAGUGAUCCGAUUUAUUCUUCACAACAUCCUUACUGGGUGGUGGAUAUGAUAAAUCAAUUCUUAAGUAAGGAGCCGGGUUCAAGAGUAUUGAUUCAAAUUCCAUUACGUCCAAAAUAUGAACAAGAACGACAAUUAUUAUGGGAUUUAUUAAGAGAUAAUACAAAUCUCAUACAAAGAGAACAUGAAAUUGAAGAUGGGUUUGAUGAUUUUGGAGAAAUGAAGUUUUGCUUUAAAUUAUAUUCUAAAUAA
Messenger RNA from Hemisphaericaspora subhashii, 1263 nucleotides. RefSeq names its product S-adenosylmethionine-dependent methyltransferase. The transcript has a single exon. The record is from RefSeq and is a predicted model, not a curated record. Lineage: Eukaryota; Fungi; Ascomycota; Pichiomycetes; Serinales; Debaryomycetaceae. The coding region runs from base 1 to 1263 and encodes 420 amino acids.